ACUACAGAGAUGUGCACUUCGUGUCAAAACUGAAAUCUGAAGCCAGUGAAGGGCUAGUCCAUCUAAAUCGGUAAAGAUGUCGUCCACAAAUUCACCUCAGCUGCCCCUGUUUUCACCACCAGAAAAUCGGUUUUAUCCUGAUAAACUGAGGGAGAUGAUACUGAUGACAAAGUCCAGGCCUGUUGUCUUUUCUAACUUUAUUACAGACUGGCCAGCCAUGAAGUGGACGCUCCCUUAUUUGGCUUCAGUUCUUCAAAACCAAACCAUGUCAUGUCGACUAGGGCUAAAACAUGUGGACGAUGUGCAGUGGGAGACAGAGUGUGAUUAUGAGGACGUCAAUGUUGGUCAGUUUUCUGACUGGGUGUCUGGAAUUCCUCAGCCUGAUAAUCCCUUGGGGCAGUAUGACAGAGACAAACACUGGGGCUACAUGGAUUACAAGUAUAUGAAGGACAUGUUUUCAGCAAACCCCCACAUGCUUGAAGCUGUCAGUUGGAAACGGUUUGGAUUUGCUGGCCAGUCGGGUAAGGAUAGUACCAUCUGGCUGGGCAGUGAGCAUGCCUACACUGUGGGACAUUAUGACACUUAUGGCUGUAACCUGGUGGCACAGAUCUCUGGGAGAAAAAGAUGGAUUUUAUUUCCACCAGAGCAGACAGAUCACCUGUACCCAACACGAGUCCCUUUUGAAGAAUCCAGUGUCUUCAGUGAUGUCAACAUUACAAGACCAAACCUUCAAAAGUUUCCAAAAUUAAAGAAGACGACCCCAUACCUAGUAACCCUUGAGGCUGGGGAUGUAUUACUGGUGCCCAGACACUGGUGGCACUUUGUGCAGUGCCUAGAGCCAGCUGUCAGCAUUAACACAUGGAUAAAUCUGGAUGUUGACCAUGAGGCCAGAGUACAGGAGGCUCUAACACAGACCCUGGUCUGUGCUGUGCUUGCCAGCGACCCUAGGGAGGAGUCAAAGAUCCUCAACCCUAACCAGGAUUUUCUCUCACUGGAAGAAAAUAAGGAAGCAAUCAUUGGUGCCUUGAGAGAACAAAUGAAAGCUAAGAAGGAGCCUGGGGGUGUAAGAAGCCUGGGAAAGGACGAUUGCAGGUCUAACCCCCCCUCAGGGAAACUUCACACCAAUGUGAAAGCUAACAAGAGAAAAUGUGAUGUUGAACUAUCUACAGAAAGGAAAAGUUUAAAAUACAGUGUAAGUAACAGUUGUCAAGAGGGAUCAAAUAAAGAACUGCAUGAACAAAUACAUGUAGCUGACAAGGACACCAUAUGGAAGCAGCCAGAGGUAACACCCAUUGAACCUUCAAGCUUCCAGGAUUAUUUGACUUUGAUGAAGACUGAUCAGAUAGUAGGAGAGACGUCAGACUUCCCCACAACAAACCCUUAUAAACCUGAACCAGUAGCAGGCUGUGAUUCUUCUAGGCCCACACACAGCCCCCUAACACCGUUUAGUAUCUCAACCAGAACUUUGCUCAAUUGUUUUACUCAUCCGCGUGUGAUCUCUAUGGUUUCAGAUCUUCUCCAGGACAGUGUAGAUAUCAAUGUUUGAUAAUAUUUUAUUGUGGACAAAAAAAUAUUAACUGCUUUAUCACUGAUCAGUGUGAGCUAAAAAGGGUAAAGCACUAGAUUGCAGGGAUUGUCAGACUUGUGAUUAAUGAAGUGUGGUAGAAUCAAGCUAUCUCUGGUUUUAGGCAGUGGCAUUAUGCUGUGAUGUUUGUCGGGAAACUGGUGAAGGUUGCAGUUGGCGAGCACUCCGUUUCCCUUCACCCAUAAACCUGACCAUCGUCAUACAAAAUUCUUAUGUGCUGUGCCAGACACUGUUGAAA
Messenger RNA from Liolophura sinensis, 1823 nucleotides. Its product is annotated as HSPB1-associated protein 1 homolog. NCBI's taxonomy places the organism in Eukaryota, Metazoa, Mollusca, Polyplacophora, Chitonida, Chitonidae. The transcript has 8 exons. The record is from RefSeq and is a predicted model, not a curated record. Bases 77 to 1546 code for a protein of 489 amino acids.